AUGUCGAGCCCUCCCAAAUCCCCCGGGCCGGAGCCCAUGGCCGUUGAUUCUGAUUCUUCAUCCCCGCCAUCCUCGCCCGAGGAUGGUCCCGACGCGAGCUAUAAGAGCAAGGCGGAAGUGCUCAACCAUGCCAUUCAGAGUAUUGGAAUGGGUCGCUACCAGUGGCAGCUGUUCGUGGUGAUCGGGUUCGGCUGGGCGAGCGACAAUCUUUGGCCCAUUGUGACAUCCUUGAUUCUGCCAGCCAUCGAAAACGAGUUCCACCCCGCGCAGGGGCCGUUCUUGACUCUGGCACAAAACAUCGGACUGCUCGUGGGGGCUGUAUUUUGGGGUUUUGGAUGCGACAUCUUCGGUCGCAGGUGGGCAUUCAAUCUGACCAUCGGCAUCACUGGGGUGUUUGGGUUGAUCGCAGCAGGAUCGCCCAACUUUGCAGCUGCUUGUGUAUUUGCGGCAUUGUGGUCGGUCGGUGUUGGGGGCAAUCUGCCGGUUGACUCGGCCAUUUUCCUGGAGUUUUUACCGGGAACCCAUCAGUAUCUGUUGACUAUCUUGUCGAUUGACUGGGCAUUCGCGCAAGUGUUGGCCACCCUGGUCGCGUGGCCCCUGCUGGGGUAUCGGACGUGCGAGUCUGGCACGGAUUGUACCAAAGCUAAGAAUAUGGGAUGGCGGUACUUCAUGAUCGCGAUGGGCGGGCUUGCCAUGAUCAUGUUUAUCAUCCGCUUUGUAUUUUUCACCAUCUACGAAUCGCCCAAGUAUUUGAUGGGUAAGGGCAGAAACACCGAAGCCGUGGAGGUUGUUCAUGAAGUGGCUCGCCGGAACGGCAAAACAUCCUCUCUCUCUCAAAAUGAACUCGAUGAUCUAGACCAUGGCGAAGCGACUGGCAUGGACACGACAACUAUUGUGCGCCAGCGCCUCGACAAGCUGAGCCUCAAGCACGUCCGCGCUCUCUUCAACACAACCAAGCGAGCAUAUGCGACAAUACUUAUCGUUCUGGUCUGGGCAUUUAUUGGACUCGGAUAUCCACUCUACAACGCUUUCCUGCCUUACAUCCAAGAAUCCCGCGGUCAUACUUUCGGAGACGGAUCAACAUAUAUCACCUACCGGAAUUCAUUGAUUAUCGCCGUGAUGGGGGUACCAGGAUGUCUCGUAGGAGGAGUCUUGGUCGAGCUGCCUCGAUUCGGACGAAAGGGUGCCUUGUGUUCAUCAACGCUGCUUACAGGCGUUUUUCUGCUGGGCUCGACCACGGCAGCAACAUCCAACGCCCUUCUAGGCUGGAACUGCGCCUUUAACUUCAUGAGCAGUCUGAUGUAUGCCGUUCUGUACGCCUACACACCCGAGCAAUUUCUCACUAAAGACCGUGGCACCGGAAACGCCUUGACUGCAUCUGCCAAUCGCAUCUUCGGCAUCAUGGCUCCCAUCGUCGCCAUGUAUGCUAAUCUCAAUACUCCUGUCCCGGUAUAUGUCAGUGGCGCACUUUUCAUUGCGGCUGGUCUGUUGGUGCUUUUGAUGCCAUACGAGUCGAGAGGGAAGGCAAGUCUGUGA
Messenger RNA from Penicillium lagena, 1536 nucleotides. Its product is annotated as putative sugar transporter. Gene Ontology annotation, cellular component: membrane. The record is from RefSeq and is a predicted model, not a curated record. Lineage: Eukaryota; Fungi; Ascomycota; Eurotiomycetes; Eurotiales; Aspergillaceae. Gene Ontology annotation, molecular function: transmembrane transporter activity. Gene Ontology annotation, biological process: transmembrane transport. Bases 1 to 1536 code for a protein of 511 amino acids. The transcript has a single exon.